AUGGAAAACAAUGACAAUGAUUUUACGGAUUUUUGUUCCACUUAUUAUGGUUCUACGGAUGUGAAUUUGAAUGAUGAUAAAACCUAUCCGAAUUUUGUUGGGAGUCAAGGUAAAGGUAAUGAGAAUGUUGAACAUAAUGUAGAUGAUGAUAGUCCUAAAGAUGAAUGUGCAGAUGAUGAAAGUGAUGAUGAUGAUGAUGAUAGUGCUGGUGAUUAUAUUGCUGGUGAUGAAGAUGAAGAUGAUGAAAUUGCCGGUGAUGAUAGUGCUGGUGAUGAAAGUGCAGAUGAUGUAAAUGAAGGCGAUCAUCAUCAGCACUAUAAUCACCAGCAUCAUCAUCAUCAUCAAUUUGGGAGUACGCAUUCUACAGCUGCAGACACCGUAUACCUCAGCCUCAACCUCGCAAUGCAAACAGAAAUGACACCCUUUACCGCAACAGACACUCCUUUGGGUUCCAAUGCCAUUCAUAGAACAUACAAGCCGGAGAAUUGGACCGGUCCAAAUGCCAUCUCCAAGAUAAGACCUUGA
Messenger RNA from Medicago truncatula (barrel medic), 525 nucleotides. Its product is annotated as acidic repeat-containing protein. NCBI's taxonomy places the organism in Eukaryota, Viridiplantae, Streptophyta, Magnoliopsida, Fabales, Fabaceae. The coding region runs from base 1 to 525 and encodes 174 amino acids. The record is from RefSeq and is a predicted model, not a curated record. The transcript has 2 exons.